CGUACACAUUGCACUACAUCCCGGCGAGGAAACAGAUUCUGACCCGAAACAUGACAAUCAGUUAAAUAUUUACGCCAUCGAGCUAGCAUUAAACAUUUAUUUAACUAUAGUAAUAUCUGUCGUUAAUGUAUGUUGUAAAGCGGGACCUAAUAAUACCGACGUUAGGUUACAAUUUCUGGUCGACCCGGACCCGGAAGUACAGCCAUGGAGUUUCUGCCAGUGCUGGACCCUCUAGAUAAGCCCAAAGAAGGAAUAUGGUAUUCUUUGAUGCCCAGGGGAAGUGCUCCAGGUGUUAGUGUAGGCCAUACUUGUGUCUAUACUCCAUCUGAGGAUGGAGGAAAAGGAAGAAUCCUAAUUGUUGGGGGAGCCAAUCCCAGUGGCAGUUUUUCAGAUUCUCAUAUCAUAAAUUUAGACAGUCAUGAAUGGGACAUUUCAACAUGGAGAGGAUUGGAGCCACGAUAUGAGCACUGCAGCUUUGUGCCAGAGAGCUGCCCCCAGACCCUGUGGGUGUUCGGUGGAGCGCAGCAGACUGGCAAUCGCAACUGUAUCCAGAAUGUACAGCUAACAGACAGUGAACCUCGUUGGAGGAACGUGGUGGCGAAUGGGACACUCCCCAGUCCCAGGACAUACCACACCAACUCAGCCUGUCUAGGGGACAAACUAUUUGUCUUUUCUGGAGGGGAAGCUGGAGCUGCACCUGUCUCGGACCCCAAAGUUCACGUCUUUGAUACAGUGUCCUCCACUUGGUCCCAACCAGAAACACAAGGCAGGCACCCACCAGCCCGACACGGGCAUGUCAUCGCAGCGGUGGGUUUAAAGAUCUACAUUCACGGAGGCAUGGCGGGAGACAAAUUCCACAAUGACAUGUACUCGUUAGACUCAAGGAGCAUGACGUGGGAGAAGGUGCAGACCAAAGGAGACAUCCCUCCAGGGGUAGCCGCCCAUUCAGCAGUGGCUCUGGGCAAACACAUCUACAUAUUUGGAGGGAUGACUGCAGAUGGUGCCACCAACUCCAUGUACAGAUUCAACACCGACAAGUGUAGAUGGGUCCUAAUGAAAUUCGAAGGAGAUUCGCCACCUAAUCGACUAGACCACUCCAUGUGUUUGCUGCCGUGGAAGGUGUGUGAUGAGGGGAAAGAAGGCGAUGGACAAGCCAGCAGCCCAACAGCUUCUGAGACGAUACAUCUGGCGUUUGUAUUCGGAGGGAUGGACACUCAGGGCGUCUUACAUAACGACUGUAAUGUGACUAUUGUGACAUGAAGAUUGUGUGUGUUGAAAUAAAUAAAGUGUAUUGUGCUUGUACAGCAGGAA
This is a messenger RNA of Mugil cephalus (flathead mullet), 1311 nucleotides long. It is a transcript of the gene rabepk, whose product is annotated as Rab9 effector protein with kelch motifs. Gene Ontology annotation, molecular function: protein binding. The coding region runs from base 205 to 1260 and encodes 351 amino acids. The transcript has 8 exons. The record is from RefSeq and is a predicted model, not a curated record. NCBI's taxonomy places the organism in Eukaryota, Metazoa, Chordata, Actinopteri, Mugiliformes, Mugilidae.